CAUUCGAAAACGUGUUCAUCCUCUGGAAGUCAAAAUGAGGAUCAUCGACUUAAACUCAUUGAAAAAGAUAUAAAAUUUCGUUGUUUCAAUUAAAUUAUCGAUUUUAUAAGGAAAAUAAAAUUCUAUGAAUUAAGUCAUCGUCCAAAGUGGUGUAUUCUGUAUUUUCUAUCAUAAUAAUCGAUUAAAAUCAUUUAAAGGUUAGAAACAAAUUGUCAUCACCUGAUUAGAAACAAACGAAAAAACUAAACUGACCAGUGACAUAAGAUGAAUAUGUUUCCUUCAAAAAGCGUUAAUCAAUAAACUGAUUGAUAAUUCACCGUAAUAAUGGCGAGAAGUUCUAGUAAUGACGAUGUUAUGACCAUUGAACCGAAAAGCGAGAAGAAAUUGAAGAAGAAGGUGAUAUCAGUGACUGAUGAGAAUGAAGGAGCAACAUUUAGUAAACCAGAGGGGAACGCAAAGAAAUCGAAGAGAAAAAGAACAGAAAUAGUCGAAGCUCCAGAGGAGGACCCACCUAAGAAGCCGAAGAAGGCAAAAAAAAAAAAAGAUGACACUGACAAAGCAAAUGAAGAACCCGAGGGGGAUGUGCCUAAUAAGCCUAAGAAACCCUCAAAUAGGCAACUAAAAAGAGAGAAGAAAGAGGCUAUAGAAGCAGAAAAAAGGGAUGCUAGUAAAGUUGAAGCUAUGAACAAAGCCCUUCAGUAUAUUUCGACGUGGAAACAUGCAAAGAGUCAAUGGAAAUUCGAGAAACUCAAGCAAAUCUGGCUGAUGGAUAAUUUACUAGAUGACUCAUUAGUCCCGGAGACGAUGUUCCCAACUGUCCUAGAAUACUUUGAAGGCUGCAAGGGAAUGGCUAGAGAGUUACUCUUGAAGAAGGGUAUGGACGUCAUAAAGAAAUAUGAAACGCAGCAAAACUCUUCUGAAGAAGUUGUAGAGACUGUGGAGUAUACGAGAGCCAGACAAUUGCUCCAAGCUUUACCAACAGAAACGUGAAUAAUCUCGAAUUGAUAUAUAUUAUUUAAUAAAAAUUUUCCACCUUAUAUUUUUCAAAUCUGUUGUGUAUAAUCAACGCUCACCAAUUAUUCAUUAAAAUAAUUUAUAGCGAGAAAAAUUCUGUAUAUAGACUAUGCGAAUGGUUCUGUACAACGAAAUAAAUUUCUGUUUAAUCAA
Messenger RNA from Fopius arisanus, 1167 nucleotides. RefSeq lists its product as uncharacterized. Bases 325 to 990 code for a protein of 221 amino acids. The record is from RefSeq and is a predicted model, not a curated record. NCBI's taxonomy places the organism in Eukaryota, Metazoa, Arthropoda, Insecta, Hymenoptera, Braconidae. The transcript is spliced from 3 exons.